Molecule: messenger RNA, 1807 nt
Organism: Eriocheir sinensis (Chinese mitten crab)
Lineage: Eukaryota; Metazoa; Arthropoda; Malacostraca; Decapoda; Varunidae
Product: heparan sulfate 2-O-sulfotransferase 1-like
Exons: 8
Coding region: 440-1708 (422 amino acids)
Cellular component (GO): membrane
Molecular function (GO): sulfotransferase activity
Source: RefSeq, a predicted model, not a curated record
AGAAGAAUAAGAAAAACAAGAUAUGAAAAAAAUCAGAAAAACAAUAGAUAAGAAAAACUAAGAAAACAGAUAAAAAUAAAAACAAUAGAUAAGAAAACCAAUAAGAAAACCAAUAGCUAAGAAACAAAAAGAAAAACAAGAUAAAAGUACAGUGCAUCACAAACCUUGAUAAACAAAGAAAGAGGAAAAUAGAAAAAUAAGGAAAAAUAAAAAAUAAACGGAACUUUGUAAGAAAAAAUGCGGAAAACAAUCAUUAAUGUACCAAAAUAUAAUAAAAUCGUGUAAAAUAGAAGAAAACGAAGAAAAACGCGAGAAAAUACCAAAAAAUCCAGAGAAAACGGAACUUUGUAAGGUUAACUAUAUCAAUUUCGACUUGGGGGUUUAAAGUUUUAAGGGGAAGCUAAGUUAAUCAGCCUUGCAUAAAGUGGAAGUAGACAAUAUGGGGAAGUGGAGGCUGAUGCUGAGGAAGUGGAGGAACAGGGAGGAUGUGACGGCUCUUCUGGGGCUAAUGAGGUAUCUGCCGUACGUGGCGUGCGUGGUGGCCCUCAAAGUGUACGUGGUGAUGUUGCUCCUCCACGUCCGUGACUACAAACCCGAAUACGUGGACUACAGCGACUACGGGGAGGGGAUGAACGCUAAGAGCCUGGAGCUGGAUCCACCAUCAACCACCACCACCACCACCGAGGAGCCAGGGUGGAGGGAGAAGAUGGAUGUCCUCUCCCGCCUCAACCACACCGUCAUCCAACCCUCCGCGCAGAACAGGACUCCCGACACCAUCUGGCUCUUCUUCAACCGAAUUCCCCGCACUGGUGGACAGACCCUGGUGGAGCUGAUCAAGUCCCUGGCACCUGACCUCGAUUACCAGCACCAGGAGCAUGUGUACAGAACCCCAUGGCAGAGGUUAAUGACGGCCGAGGAACAGAAGAAUUUGGCCACCUGGUUUGAGUACAACUUUUGGCCCAAGAGUUAUGAUCGCUUCUCCAUGUUCAUCAACUUUACGCACCACAGAAGCCCCUACGUGACCAUGCGCCCAGCCUACGUGACCUUAGUUCGUGACCCGGUGGAUAAAUUCGUGUCCUACUUCCGCUUCAAGAGAGUGGACCAUGACAGAGUGAAACUAGAGAUGAGUGCGAGGGAGAAACAGAAGACUGGAAGUGGACGCGUAUGGUACUGGAAGAAGCUGGAAUCCUGCAUACUGGAGGGUGACCUGGAGUGUGACCUUCUGGACGGGUCACGGGACUUCACCUCAGCUAUCUCCUUCCUCUGUGGGCAGCAUGAACAGUGCUUGCAGCGGGGGGACAGGUGGGCGCUGCAGAAGGCCAAAUUCAACGCAGAACAUGAGUAUGCAGUGAUUGGACUGACGGAGCACUGGAACACCACCCUGGCCGUGCUGGAACACUACCUGCCCAUGUUCUUCAGGGGGGCGCGACAGCGGUACUGGAGCUCAGACUUCACCUCCCAGCGCCUCACCAACAAGAACCCCAAGAAGUACCAGGCCCUGAGGGAGGAGGUCGUGGCAUUCCUCAAGGAGAGAAUGGCCCUGGAGUACGAGCUUUACGAGUUCCUGAAGCAACGUCUGCACCUCCAGUACCGUAGCCUUGAACCCCUCCUCGCCCUGUCCACCACGUCCCUGCCCACCAAGUCCACCGAACCGCCACAAUGGGGGUUGUUAGAGAAAGUCGGGAAUGACCUAGCGAGGGCAGCGUAGACACCUGAACCCACUCUUAACCCGGUAGCAGCGAUGGGCCAAAUUUGUGGCUUUACCGUGUAGCAGCAACGGGCCAAAUUUGUGCCAUUAAGAAACAUG